This is a messenger RNA of Xiphias gladius (swordfish), 1632 nucleotides long. RefSeq lists its product as uncharacterized. NCBI's taxonomy places the organism in Eukaryota, Metazoa, Chordata, Actinopteri, Istiophoriformes, Xiphiidae. The record is from RefSeq and is a predicted model, not a curated record. Bases 280 to 1095 code for a protein of 271 amino acids. The transcript has 6 exons.
UCAGAGGAAAAGGCCCAGAGAGAGGAGAAGAAGGUCCAAAAACAUUGAGCGCUUUACUCCUGUUUAAUGUUGUUUGCAGCAACAGCUCUCGAUCUGGAACUGUCCUCUUUGACUAGAUUAUUUCUCACAGUGCAGUGGCAACGGCUUUGAAGAUCUUGUUUUAUUCUGGGCCAUAAAUUGACUUGCUGAGUGAUUUGCACUGCACCUUAACCUCUGAGAAAGUGAACACAGGGUGGAGGAACUCUGUAUUGUUUGUCUCACCUUUGGAAAGCAGGUGUUAUGGAUCUACAGUAUUUCCUGUGCUGGAGAGUUGCCCUGCUGCUUCUCUUGAGACCAUGCGGGCUCCGGUGUAUGUCAGUGCACAUCCUCCACGAGCAGCCUGUGCAUGUAAUCCCAGGCUCCAGUCUGGUUCUGAAAGCCCGGAUCGAGCAGGGACCCCUGGAAGAGGUCUCCAUGGUCACCUGGGAAUCGGAGGCCGAAACGGGAAUUGCUCCCGUGAGAGUGACACUGGCCACAUGCCCCGGUGAAAGCUUCAAGUGUGCUGGUACGAGGCCAAAUGUCCGUGUGAACAUGGAGCAGCAGGAGACGACACUUCAGAUUAAUGGAUACAACAGGGCAGACAGCGGUGUGUACGCCGUGACUGUGACGGAUCACACAGGAGCCAAGACCACUGCACACUGCAUUGUCAGGGAAUAUGAGGCAGUGCACCACGUCUCCGUCAGCAUCAAUGUGUCUCACUCCUCGCUGGUUUGCGGCGAGGCCUGGGGGACAGACCCCCACUUCAGCUGGCUCCACGAGAGAAAUGCCAUCACCAAGACUGUGGGAAGGGUCUCCAAAGAUGGAACGACAUUGUUCGUGACCAUGACCCCUAUUUGUGGCCACUUCACCUGUAUGGUGAGAAACAAACUGGGCUACAGCUCUGCCACCUACACCGCAGAACCUUGUGAGACGGAGGGCAGAGGGACGACGGCGGCCGCGGUGUGUCUCGUCCUCAUGCUGCUGUUUGGAGGAGUGCUGGCAUUUCUGCUCUGGUGGCGACGCAGGCACAAUAACAGAGGAGAGAGUCUGCAUGUACGUUUGGAUGACUCCAUCUGAAAAAAAGGCCCAGAGCUUCGUGUCUGUUAUUCAGAGGUCUAAGAGCGGAUAACAGGGAAUGGACUAUCAGGGAGGAACUUCCUGUCCUGUGAGCAGUAUGACCUUACACUGCAGUGGAACAAUGUGAAAAGUGAACUGCUCGCCGAAAAAUAAAUAUCUAAAAUUGGAUAUUCAGCAGCACCAGCAGUGUCUAUACACUGCCUCCUGCUGGGCUGCACCUGGCACUGUGUAUUUAAUAGUAAAAGUAAUGAUCAUUUUGUGGGCUUGUAUCAACUGGUUGUUGUGUUUAAAUGUACUCUAUUGCCUUCGUAAUAAAAUCCCCCUCACAGAAUGUGACAGAAACUUGCUAGUUCAAAAAUUCCCUUGAAUUAAUCUGAAAAAAGACAGUUUCAGUUUGAAAAGACAAGGCUUACAUUUCUCAUGAGGACGGCAUUGUGGUCCUUGUUAUCUUUUUUCUCAUCUGCUGCUACUGCAGAUGUUGAUUAGUCUCCUGCCCCCGCUAUGUGUGUAGGUACGCGGCUAAGCAGCGAGCUCAAC